AUGGAUCCCCAUGAUAUUGUAAUGUAUUUACUAAACGAAGAGGAGGAGGAGGAGGAGGAAACAGCCGCUGUUCUAGCCAUGUAUGCAAACGCAAAUCACUUGAUGCAGAAUCCAAGUCGUCAUGUCGGGUCAGUUCUCAAUCAUCGAACUAUUAAUCGUGAUAGAGCAUUUGGUCAUCAAUGUAUUUAUAGAGAUUAUUUUAGUGACAAUCCUACAUAUCCUGAUCAUAUCUUUCGUAGAAGAUUUCGUAUGAGGAAAAGUUUGUUCUUGCGAAUUCAAACAGCUAUUGAGUCUCACGAUUCAUAUUUUGUGCAAAAGUUUAAUGCCGCCGGAGUACCCGGACUAUCAUCUCUCCAAAAAAUAACUGCUGCGAUGAGAAUUAUUGCAUACGGUAUAUCUGCAGAUGGUGUGGACGAUUACAUUCGAAUUGCUAAAAGCACUGCCAUAGAAAGUGUUAGAAAAUUUGUUGUAGCAAUUGUUCAAAUAUUUGGUGAGCAAUAUUUAAGAAGCCCAAAUGAUGUCGAUAUUCAGCGAUUAAUGAAAGUGGCUGAGCAAAGAGGAUUUCCAGGGAUGUUAGGUAGCAUAGAUUGUAUGCAUUGGAGGUGGAAGAACUGCCCAACUGCUUGGCAUGGGGUUUUUUCAGGCCGUUAUCACGAGCCAACUAUCAUUCUUGAAGCCAUAGCUUCACACGAUCUCUGGAUAUGGCACGCUUAUUUUGGAUUACCGGGAUCACUGAACGAUAUAAAUGUGUUGGAUCGAUCCAAUUUAUUUUCUGAAUGGGCAGAAGGACGAGCACCUAAAGUUAAAUAUACAAUCAAUGGCCAUACGUAUGAUAUGGGAUAUUAUCUAGCCGAUGGCAUUUAUCCCCCCUACCCGACUUUUGUGAAGACAAUUUCUGCUCCUCAAGGAAAUAAGCGAAAGCAUUUUGCUCAAAUGCAAGAGUCGGCUAGAAAAGACGUAGAACGAGCUUUCGGAGUGCUUCAAGCUAGAUUUGCUAUAGUGCGUGGCCCGGCUCGUUUUUGGGACAUUGAAACACUAAAAUAUAUCAUGUUAGCAUGCAUUGUUAUGCAUAAUAUGAUUAUUGAAGAUGAAAGGGAUAUGCAAAAUAUAGAUUAUGAUUACGAGACAUAUGAUGAAACACCGUCUAUUCAAAUAUCCCGUGAACGCACAAGUACAAUCGAAGAAUUUAUGCAAUUUCAUCAUCGAAUUAGAGAUAAAAAUGCUCAUAUUCAGCUUCAAAAUGACCUUGUAGAGCAUCUAUGGCAAAAAUUUGGUGGUUAG
Messenger RNA from Daucus carota subsp. sativus, 1281 nucleotides. RefSeq lists its product as uncharacterized. The transcript has a single exon. Bases 1 to 1281 code for a protein of 426 amino acids. The record is from RefSeq and is a predicted model, not a curated record. Lineage: Eukaryota; Viridiplantae; Streptophyta; Magnoliopsida; Apiales; Apiaceae.